Messenger RNA from Lemur catta (Ring-tailed lemur), 3436 nucleotides. RefSeq names its product AGBL carboxypeptidase 5 (gene AGBL5). Lineage: Eukaryota; Metazoa; Chordata; Mammalia; Primates; Lemuridae. The record is from RefSeq and is a predicted model, not a curated record. The coding region runs from base 218 to 3073 and encodes 951 amino acids. The transcript is spliced from 15 exons. Gene Ontology annotation, molecular function: zinc ion binding; metallocarboxypeptidase activity. Gene Ontology annotation, biological process: proteolysis; protein deglutamylation.
AGCUGCAACCGCGGCCAAUAGGCAUGAGACUUCUUGUUUCCUGGCAGAGCGGGGUCCCGGCACCGAGGAGCUCGGGUUUUGUUUGGGUCCCGGGUGGAGGGCCCGGGUGCCGGGGCCCGAGGUGCCGCCUCGCUAGCGGGAAAGGGAGCGGGACCACCGGCCCGGAGAGAGCUCUCAGGGCCAGCGUGGAGCGGGAGGAUGCUUUCCCAGCCCCACCAUGGAGCUGCGCUGUGGAGGAUUGCUGUUCAGUUCGCGCUUUGAUUCGGGGAACCUAGCCCAUGUGGAGAAGGUGGAAUCUGUGUCUAGUGAUGGGGAAGGGAUAGGAGGUGGGGCAUCAGCCCCUACUGGUGGCAUUGCCUCGUCCCCUGACUAUGAAUUCAACGUGUGGACGCGACCAGACUGUGCUGAAACAGAAUUUGAGAAUGGGAACAGGUCAUGGUUCUACUUCAGUGUCCGGGGAGGAACUCCAGGAAAACUCAUCAAGAUCAACAUUAUGAACAUGAACAAGCAAAGCAAGCUGUAUUCCCAGGGCAUGGCCCCCUUCGUGCGCACACUGCCGACCCGGCCACGGUGGGAACGCAUUCGAGACCGGCCUACCUUUGAAAUGACAGAGACACAGUUUGUGUUAUCCUUUGUUCACCGUUUUGUGGAGGGCCGUGGGGCCACCACCUUCUUCGCCUUCUGCUACCCCUUCUCCUACAGUGACUGCCAGGAUUUGCUAAACCAGCUAGACCAGCGCUUUCCGGAGAACCACCCUACCCACAGCAGUCCCCUAGAUACCAUCUAUUACCACCGGGAGCUCCUUUGCUAUUCUCUGGAUGGACUUCGUGUGGAUCUGCUAACAAUUACUUCCUGCCAUGGGCUUCGAGAAGAUCGAGAGCCCCGUCUAGAGCAGCUAUUUCCUGACACCAGCACCCCCCGACCAUUCCGUUUCACAGGCAAGAGGAUAUUCUUCUUAAGCAGUAGGGUACACCCUGGGGAGACUCCAUCUAGCUUCGUCUUCAAUGGCUUUCUGGACUUCAUCCUUCGACCUGAUGACCCACGGGCCCAAACCCUACGUCGCCUCUUUGUCUUUAAGCUGAUUCCCAUGUUGAACCCUGAUGGUGUGGUCCGGGGCCACUACCGCACGGACUCACGUGGAGUGAAUCUGAACCGUCAGUACUUGAAGCCUGAUGCCGUCCUGCACCCAGCCAUCUAUGGGGCUAAAGCUGUGCUUCUCUACCACCAUGUGCAUUCUCGUCUGAACUCCCAGAGUCCCUCUGAGCACCACCUCAGUCCCCAUAUCCCUUGUGAUGGUCCUCUUUCUGACCUUGAGAAAGCCAACAAUCUCCAAAAUGAAACUCACCAUGGGUGCUUAUCUGAUGGGGAUAACCCUGAGGCUUGGACCCAGACAGAGCCAGCAGAACAGAAGCCCAGCAGUAUGUGGAUUAUGCCACAACAGUCUACUGAACUUGAGGGGCCAGCCCCUGAUACCAUUCCCCCCAAAGAGAGUGGGGUUGCUUACUAUGUGGACCUGCAUGGACAUGCUUCCAAAAGGGGCUGCUUCAUGUAUGGAAACAGCUUUAGUGAUGAGAACACCCAGGUGGAAAACAUGCUAUAUCCAAAGCUCAUCUCCUUGAACUCAGCCCACUUCGACUUCCAGGGCUGUAAUUUCUCAGAGAAGAACAUGUAUGCCCGAGACCGUAGAGAUGGCCAGUCUAAAGAGGGAAGCGGCCGUGUUGCAAUCUACAAAGCCUCAGGGAUAAUUCACAGCUACACACUUGAAUGCAACUACAACACUGGACGCUCAGUAAACAGCAUCCCUGCUGCCUGCCAUGACAAUGGGCGUGCCAGCCCUCCUCCCCCGCCGGCUUUCCCCUCCAGAUACACUGUGGAACUAUUUGAGCAGCAGCCUAGACUGGAGGACCAAGAUGCUGAGCCAGACUGGACUUCCCCACAGGUGGGACGAGCUAUGGCCAUCGCAGCUCUGGACAUGGCAGAUUGUAAUCCAUGGCCUCGGAUUGUGCUGUCAGAGCACAGCAGCCUCACUAACCUGCGGGCCUGGAUGCUAAAACAUGUGCGCAACAGCCGAGGCCUAAGCAGCACUAUGAAUGUGGGUGUCAACAAGAAGAGGGGCUCUCGAACUCCACCCAAAAGUCACAAUGGAUUGCCUGUUUCCUGCUCUGAAAAUACCUUGAGCCGGGCACGAAGUUUUAGCACUGGCACAAGUGCUGGUGGUAGCAGCAGCAGCCAACAAAAUUCUCCACAGAUGAAGAACUCCCCCAGCUUUCCUUUUCAUGGCAGUCGGCCUGCAGGGCUGCCAGGCCUGGGCUCUAGCACCCAAAAGGUCAACCAUCAGGUGCUGGGCCCUGUCAGAGUUACUUCAGAAGAGGAAUGCUGGUCUGAUGACAAGCUUGAAAACAGGUACCUUCUCAGCAAGGGGAGCCAGUGGGUCAGUGAAUGCUUUCUCAGUGCCCCACUUAUUUGCCUUUUUAUCUGCUUGUAUCCCUUCCACUCAGAGCCCCGAAGCCAGGACAGGAGACGACGGCAACAGCCACUGAACCAUCACCCUACUGCAAGCAGCCUGGCCCCAUCCCCAGGUCCUGCUAGUUCUGGCCCAGCCCCCUCACGCAGCCUGGGCUCCUGCCUACUCCCCAAUCCACUCAGCUUAUCAGGGAGCAGCCGCUCACUCUUGUCCUCAGGGGACAAGCCAGAGGCUGUCAUGGUGAUUGGGAAAGGUCUGCUAGGGACUGGAGCUCGAAUCCCCUGCAUCAGGACUCGAUUGCAGGCUAGGCCCAGGUUGGGCCGGGGCUCACCGCCGACUUGCAGAGGGAUGAGAGGCUCUUCAGGCCCCACAUCCCCUACCCCCCGGACCAGGGAGAGCAGUGAGCCGGAGCCGGGACCCCGCUCUGCUACACCAGGGCUGCCUCAGGCCAGGCCCCCACGGCCCCGCUCUGCCCCUGCCUUUUCUCCUAUUUCCUGUAGUCUGUCUGACUCCCCAUCCCGGAUUUGUUACAGUGGGGGGCCCUUGGGCCAACCUGAGGUUUGUUUUGUCCCUAAAUCUCCCCUACUGACUGUUUCUCCCCGGGUCUGAUAAUGCCUUUACAUUCAUGCCCAGGAUAUAGCCCUAAGAUGGGGAAACACAGUGAGAAAUAUGCCAGUCCCCUCCCUCAGCUGCUGAUUCCAUGUGACAACCAUAACUCCUUGGAAUGUCAGCCACACUGUCUGAGGCAUUGCAGAGCAUCACCUUGAGACAGGACAAAACAGGAACCUGCCACCCCUUCCCUCCCUCCACAGCACAAGAUUUUGGGACCACAAAAAAGUAUUAUCUAUAUUUUUGUAUUGGGGGGAGGGAGUAGAAAAGAAAUCAGCCCCUAUGCUGGGCCCUAUUCAGUGGCAGCUUCUUGUUCCAUAGGGUUCAAGAAGACUUUGAGGAAAUAAAAGUUGUUUGGAAAAA